UUCCCCACCCCGACCCGCCAGGAAAACGCGAGCCGUCGCCGCGCUCCCCAAGCCGCCUGCCCUCGGCCAACCGCCCCCAACGGCCGCUCGCGCGGCUCGCGGGGCCCCCUCGCUCCUCCCCUCAGGCCCUCGGCGCUCUUCCCUCCCGCCGCCUCUCGCCCCCCACCUCGCAGGCACGCCGCUGCUCGGGGCCGCCAUGCCCCAGCCGCAGGCCGUCCACGGGCCUAGGCGCGGCGGCCCGAGAUAGGGUCCCCUCCGCCUCCCGGGGGAGGAGAGAGGCAGCGAGCCGCGCGCUCCGCCCCCUCCCCCCGGGCCGCCGCCGCCGCCACCUCGCCGCCACAGCCUGGAGGGGAGGAGGAGGAGGAGCAGCAGGCCUCCGGGCCCUGGCACCGCCGCCCGCAGGACAUUUCUGGUUCAUUUGCAUCUUUGACAGCAUCUGUAGAAGAGGAAGGAAAAGAUGGGUGUGAAAACAUUUACUCAUAGCUCCUCUUCUCACAGCCAGGAAAUGCUUGGAAAGCUAAACAUGCUGCGAAAUGAUGGACAUUUUUGUGAUAUCACUAUUCGUGUCCAGGACAAAAUCUUCCGGGCACAUAAGGUGGUACUAGCAGCUUGCAGUGAUUUCUUUCGCACCAAACUUGUAGGCCAAGCAGAGGAUGAGAACAAGAAUGUGUUGGAUUUGCAUCAUGUUACAGUGACUGGCUUUAUACCCCUCUUAGAAUAUGCUUAUACAGCCACUCUGUCAAUUAACACAGAAAAUAUCAUUGAUGUUCUAGCUGCAGCCAGCUAUAUGCAAAUGUUCAGUGUUGCUAGUACCUGCUCGGAAUUCAUGAAAUCAAGCAUUUUAUGGAAUACACCCAACAGCCAACCAGAAAAGAGUCUAGAUGCUGGACAAGAAAAUAACUCUAACUGCAAUUUUACGUCUCGAGAUGGAAGCAUUUCUCCAGUGUCUUCAGAGUGCAGUGUGGUAGAAAGAACCAUUCCUGUCUGUCGAGAAUCCCGGAGAAAGCGCAAAAGCUACAUUGUUAUGUCUCCUGAAAGUCCUGUAAAGUGUAGCACACAAACAAGUUCUCCCCAGGUUUUGAAUUCUUCAGCUUCUUACUCAGAAAAUAGAAAUCAGCCAGUUGACUCUUCUCUAGCUUUUCCCUGGACUUUUCCUUUUGGAAUUGAUCGAAGGAUUCAGCCUGAUAAGGUUAAGCAAGCAGAAGGUACCCGGACUUUAGAAUUACCUGGGCCAUCUGAGACAGGUAGAAGAAUGCCCGAUUAUGUGACUUGUGAGAGCACAAAAACUGCCUUGCCUCUGGGUACCGAGGAAGAUGUCCGGGUCAAAGUUGAAAGGUUGAGUGAUGAGGAGGUCCAUGAGGAAGUAUCCCAGCCUGUCAGUGCAUCUCAGAGCUCACUGAGUGAUCAGCAAACAGUGCCAGGAAGUGAACAAGUUCAAGAGGACCUUCUGAUUAGUCCACAGUCUUCCUCUAUAGGUUCAGUAGAUGAAGGCGUCACUGAAGGGUUACCUACACUUCAAAGCACUUCUAGUACCAAUGCUCAUGCAGACGAUGAUGAUAGAUUGGAAAAUGUUCAGUAUCCCUAUCAACUCUACAUUGCUCCUUCCACCAGCAGCACAGAACGACCAAGUCCAAAUGGUCCAGAUAGACCUUUUCAGUGUCCAACCUGUGGGGUGCGGUUCACCCGUAUUCAGAACCUGAAACAGCACAUGCUCAUCCACUCAGGAAUUAAACCAUUUCAGUGUGACCGCUGUGGGAAAAAAUUCACCAGGGCUUACUCGCUAAAGAUGCAUCGCCUAAAGCAUGAAGGUAAACGCUGUUUCCGGUGCCAGAUAUGUAGUGCCACUUUCACUUCCUUCGGGGAAUAUAAACACCACAUGAGGGUUUCCCGGCACAUUAUCCGCAAGCCUCGGAUUUACGAGUGCAAAACAUGUGGCGCCAUGUUCACCAACUCUGGAAAUUUAAUCGUGCACCUGAGGAGUCUGAACCAUGAAGCGUCAGAGCUAGCAAACUACUUCCAGAGCAGUGAUUUCCUAGUACCGGACUACUUAAACCAGGAGCAAGAAGAGACCCUUGUUCAGUAUGAUCUUGGAGAACACAGUUUUGAAAGCAACUCCUCUGUUCAAAUGCCUGUAAUUUCACAGGUCUCCUCGACCCAGAAUUGUGAAAGCACUUUUCCCUUGGGGUCUCUUGGUGGGCUGGCAGAAAAAGAGGAAGAAAUGCCAGAGCAGCCAAAGACCAGUGCUGGUGCCGAGGCAACCAGAGUUGACCCCCCAAAAUCAGAGCUGUCAUCUAUAACCAUUGAGUAAUUUCAUGAUUUGGCUUCAUUUUUGAUUUUUGGAAAGUGCCUGUGCUUGGUCUUGUACAUUUAAAUUUAAUUUAAUUUUCUAAACAAAAAAGGGUUUGGGAAAGAAUUCUCCUUUUACUCUGUAAGUCCUGCAAUUGAUGUUUUAUUUUUCAUGACUGAGAGAUUGUGUCUAUAAGUGCACAAUGACAUGGUGGAACAAAAUAGAAACUUUGAGACUUAGGGAGAACCAGUUGACUUAAAACUUAUUUUCAGUUUCUUCUUCCAGUGUUAGGAAUGGGCUAACAAUGGAUCAUUAGGUCAAAAAGAAACAAGAUAAUUGUUGACCUUCUGAGAUGAAAGGGAAUACCAGAAAUAUUACUAAACAAAUUUGGCAGAUAGCCUGAAUAGAUGUUUACUUCUAUACACAGGACAGUGUACAAUUUUUUGUAAAGCCUGUUGUUUUUGGAAGUAUUUAUGGUGAGCUUUCUUAAAAAUUAUUAUAGUAUGUACUUCUGAAAUCCAACGUAUUCUUUUUUUUUAAGCUUUAUCAUUUUGAUUUUUCAUGGUAAAAAUUUGAUACUGGGGUAGAUAUUUCCUGUACCUUAUAGUACCAUUCCUCCAAAUAAUCUUCUAUUAAAGGAGGCAAAGAACCAUGGUUGAGAAUAGUUAAGCUGUGCAUGAAAUGGCCAGGAGUGUAAAAUAUGUAGUAUGUAGAUCUCAGCUUCAUAGAAACUCUGCUUUUCUGGCUAAAAUUGUUGUUUACCUGGUCUUUGAAUUUUACUGCCUGGCUAAUUAGGUCAUUACCUAAAUCAGUUUUUGUCUUACCCCAUCAAGAGUACUUUCUCUUGCCUACACUUGGCGUGAUCCCAUAAGAAGGAAAAAAUACUGGAGAUGUUCUAUAUUUUAUAUAUAGGUUUUGUGUAUUGUUGGGGAUGUUUUUAUUGUACUGUUUUGAACAAAAUAAAGAAUUCUCUGUUAAGGCUACAUUCUUAACCCAACUGAGAUUGUUUACAAAAAAUCUAUAUUACAAUGAUACAUUGUUCUUAUUCCAAAAUAUUUUUAGAUAUUGCCAAAUGUCUUAUUAAAAACAGUAUAGUUUUUACACAUCGUAAGCAAUAAAGUAGAAGAUGAGAAAAAGCUAUAAAAUGAUGAUCUAUGACUCAAAUCUGGGUAAAAGAAAAAAGAAUUAAGACUAAAGAAAAACUAGAAUUCUUAAAUUAAUGAGUAUUACCGCUUUUGCUGCUAAAAAAAAAAAUGACACUUUCUAGUUUAUAGUUAAUAUAUAUGAUACUCUCGGCUGGAGUAUAUGUUUUAUCUGUUGCCAUUGACUUUGAUUCUAAAUAUUCAUGACUCCGUGAACAAUGAACUUUUUUUUUUGUUUUGGCUAUACCUGCAGCAUGUGAAAAAAGUUCCCAGGCCAAGGUUUAAACCCAAGCCACAGCAGUGACAACAUUGAAUCCUUAACCACUAGGCCAGCAGGGGACUCCCAAUAAUGAGCUUUUGAGUAACUUUUUUCUUUGUUAUUCCUAAAAUUUAAUACUUACGAAAGCACCUGAUUAGAUUAGAAGAUUACAGUUUCUUUCUCAGAACAUAAAAUCUCAAUUUUGUCUGGGUGCUACACCUUAAUAUAAAAUAUUUUUUUAGGUUAAUACGGAUUUAAUUAUUUCAGUUUUUUUUUUAAUUGGCUAAUUCUAUAACUUAUCCCCCACAAAUGUUAAAGGAAGUAAACUCAUUAGAGAUUUUUUUCGAUUAAUAUUCCUUUGUCUCUUUCCAUGUUCUGCUCUUUUCAACUUGUUUCCAAUUUCUUUUCUCAUUUACUAACCUUUGUUUCCUAUUUGCUCCCAAAUAUAGGCUAUAGUACCUUCAGGAAAAUCAACAUAUAUAGAUUAUGAUGGCCUUCCAUCAUUUAGGCUUCUUUACUACUAGGUUGAAUUACUUUCUGCAACAGACUGUGGUACUCCUUAAUAGUGAUACUGCUGUGUCUCAGCGGGAAAGGUCAAGAAUUUUUUAAAAUCAUAUAGGUUCUUUGGAAACUAUUAUGCCUACCAGUAGAUAAAUCUCAGUUAAUUUUAGAGUCUUACAUGGACAAAGAUUAGAUAAAAUUAUGACCAGGAGUCAUUGUUGCUCUCAGUUCUAAGAAGGAAGAAAGAAAAGAACAAAGAAAUAGGGUUAAUGAGAAGAAAUACAUCAGAACCACUUGUAGAUCUGUUGGUUAAAAGGGUUUUAGCACACCCCCUGUCCUGAAUAUUUUGCAUUAAGAGUCUCCUACACAAUUUUGGCAGCUCUGAGUUGUUCAGUGUUCUCAGAAUGUAGGAUUACCAUCACUGGCUAUUUUUUGCCAAAUAGACCUUUAGAUUUUCAUUGGUAAUUACAAAUUAUAUAGAUUUCCAAGUUUUGUGAAAUAUUUGACUCUACUGUGAAAAUGCCUAUUGUUGGCUGUGUGCUCUCCAAAUCUUACCGAUACAGGUAACUAACUAGUACUGAAAAUAUGAUAUAAACGAAGGAUUUUUUUCCCCGUUUCACUGAGGCGCUACAUUUUCCUUGAUAAUACGGCUUAAAGAUAUUUAGCUUAUGGAUCAGUUUUUGGAAACUAAGUUAUGGGGGAAAUUACGCAUAGUGUUAUUUAGAUUUAUUUAAAAUUCAUCUAAGACAAAGAUGCCUGGAUGUGUAAUUUUUACUAGAAUAUAUGGAAAACAUUGCAAAGAGAUGAAAGCCAAUUACAUUAUCUCAUCCAUUAGAAAUUACUAGUAUAACUAAACAUUAAAAAUUCCAGUUUGGAAUACCUUAGCUUAGCUGUCUUAAAGGCCCAAAACUUUGUGGUAUUGAAAGGGCUUAAAUUUUAGGAUACAGGAUAAAUUGCCUUUUUAAACCAAGUCUUUUAUAUAAGAAAAGCAUGUAUUUUUCAUUUUAAAGCUACCAAAUAGGUAUGAUAUGCAUACGUUAGAAAUGAGCAAAGAUUUUUGCUGUGACAAGGUAUGUCAAUCUCCUGCAGUCAUUUGUUCCCUUUGUAAGGGUAUGUAUUCUAACAGUGGUAGCAUCUAGCAUGUCAGCGAUUGUACUAAUUCAGAAACGAAAGCAUUCAUAUUGGUUUUUGUUUUUUUUUUAAUUUUACAUUUUUGAGAAAGGGAUGCAGAUGGAGGUUAUCACCCGUAAGUGAAUUUAAAUUGAUAUUUCUUGCAUUGAAUUUGAAGUAAUUUUCUUAAUUUUUUUAGAUAAUUUAGUUAUAUUCACAGUUUUUAAAGUUCUCAAUUUCAUUGAGACAAAGUGUACUAAAAUGUUUAAAUAGCCUCAUUCAUUCUUUAUUUUAACAUUUCAGCAGCCACUCUGGCUUACAGCACUUACAUUCUGAUUCCAUGCUAUGACACAUGCCCUGUGAUUUUAAAAAUAAAACUUCCAUUUUGUUCAAACAUUUUACUAAGUGGAAUGAAUUAGCACAUCUAAUGUACUUAUCAUUGGUAACCCCCUUACCUUCCAACUACUGAGCCAGUCUCUCCCCACGUAUAAAUGGUUCUCCCAGAGCCUUUGGAAGACUCUUGAGUCUCUUACUAUUUUUUAUUCUCGUACUUAAUCUAAAAAGAGGCCAGUUACCAGUUUAGUGAUUUUUAUUUUGAAGGUUCUCAGAUUAUGUUUUAGUUUCUUUUAGCUUUAUAGCCCCUGAAAAUUACAUCACUAUGUAGGUAAAUUCGUGCUAGUAUACCACAUGGAUAGAAUUAUUUUUAUUGCUUGAUAAAUGAACAAUUCUGAAAUCAUAAUAUUAUAACCAAAAGGAGUUUGGAAUUUAAGGAAUUAAUAGAAAGAAUUAGAAACUCGUGGCAUUUAUUCCGUUUUCACCCAUCUGUAAAAUGUGAAUUUAUAGCUCUGGAAUAUAUAAGUGAGGAAGAAUAGCUUUCUAGUUUAGUUGGGAGGGGAAAAAAACAGUGAAGUUCACAUUUGGAAGCAAUCCAAAGUUGCCAAAAGGUAGUAAAUGUGGUUUUCACUGUAAGUUAUUGACAUAAGAGGAUUUAUUUAGAUUUAGAUUUUAAAAAUUACUGAGAGAAGAAUGCAUAGAUUUUCUUCUCUGAAUCAGUGGGACAGGAUUGAUGAGCCCUGUUACAGUAACCAUGUCUAUGAGGAAUAUUUAUGACAGAGCAUAUCCUACAGGUUUUAAGCUCAAAUUGUCAAAUUUAAAGUAACUUACUCCUUGUUUUGCCUAUACCCAUUUUUAUCAUUCAGUAUCAUUUUGCUUGAUAGAGUAUUGCUGACAUAGGGUAUGUUUAUUUGGAAGGUCCUCAGCCAGACAGAUUUGCCAAAAGCAAUAAUGGUUCAGAUUAACAAUGAAGUGGAAUUGAACUAAAUUCUAGAUUCAGCUAAGAAGCAGACAUUAUUUGGGUAUUUCAUUUUUAGAUUAUAAGUAUGUUGAGAUUUAUUAAUGAGAAGUUAAGUCAGAUUAUGGGAUGAAGACUCGAUGACAUCAUAGUUAAUACUUUUUUAAAAAACUUCAUAUUCAACUAAUACAGUUAAUGUAUUUCUACUACAUCAUAGUGAUUAUAUUUUUAUGAUAAAAAAUAAUAGUUCCAUAUCUUACAGAUAAUCUCUGCAGACAUGUCAGGCAAUGAUGUUAUUGGCAUCUCCGUUUGGCAGCAUCCAAGAAACAAGUCUGCCUUAAAAUGUGUGUCCUACUUGGGGUAUGUAGCUCCCUUUGCAUAGGGACCAUAUGGCCAGUUCCAGCUAGUACCAAGGUUUCUAUGUACAUAAUAGUUUACAAAGAAUUUAAGAUUCAGACCAUUGGUUGAAAAUAACUUUAAAAAAAAUUUUUUUUAACUUAAAAUUCAGUUUGAAGUGCCUGGUUUAUAAAAUCAGAUUCCUUGAUUAUGCCUUUCUCUUUUAAAUUGACUAAUUUUACUGAUUAAACUUAAAGCCCUGGGCUCAAUUGUGAUGACUUACUGAUAAAAUUGUUGCUUGGUGGUGGGAGGGCCUACAGUGCUAUGACUUUUAUUAAAUUGUCCUUGUUUUCCCAAAUACCAAUGUAACCAUGAGAUUUCAUUACUCAGUUACGCAAGUUAAAAAAUCACCCUGUAAAUGACUGUUUGGGUUACCAAGUACAUUGUCUGCUGAGGAAGGGUACAUCUUCCUGACAUUACAAGGAGCCAUCAUCUCCUCUAAACACACGCUCUUUCCUUGGAUUUGGUGGAGGCUGUAUUCAUUUAAAGGUGGGAAACUUUUUGUGCAGUUCCUAGAAACACCUGCUUUUUCUAGAAAGAACCUUUUCUAUGAUAGGUUAUGAUUGUGUUUUCUCUAAGAGCUUUUAUUUCAGUUUCACUUUUCAAGUUAACAAAUGCUAUGUAAAGUCUCUCAUACUGAGAGUAGUCCAUUAAAUUAUUGAAAGUUGCACUGCUGUUGAUCUUUCAGGUGCCUGAAGUGAAUGCCAUCAGGUGUUGGGAAGAAGUAAGAUCAGAAACUUUAUUCAUUUUCUUCCGUAUACGAAGUGAUGGCUUCUGAUGCUUAUAUUUCAAGAUAUUUUUUUAAAAUACAACUGUCCCUAUUAGAGCAAAAUUUAAUUUCAGUGCAGGUCCCAGUAAUAUGUUUGAUUUCUCUGUUAUUGCUGGUGCCUCAUGUUGCAUCAGAUAGAGAUUGCCUGCCUCUUUGUAGGGCACCCUUGUGGCACCUUAUGUCCAGUUGGAAGAUAGUAUAUGGCUUCUUUGUGCCUCUGCUAUCUUUUCAAAAGCCAUUUUAUAAAAAUCCUAGGUAGCCUAUUUUAAUAUUUAAAUAUAUAUAUUUGUGAGAGAUACUUUUAGAAGACUUUUUUUUUUUUUUUUUACUUUAAAUUUCUGUACUCCCAUUUUUAAGAGUAAACUUUCCAGGAUUUGAACUUAUCUUUUUCCACAGCAGCAAAAUGAAAAAGUCAGUUUGAGAUAAUAGACCAUAAUUCAGUGAUAGAAGAAAUUGAUGUCUGGGUAUCGGAAACAUAUGUGAAAGGAAAAAAUUGUUUUGAUGUAACAGAAAUGAAUUUUUAAAUAAAAUUAUGUUUUUGUUUAUGUAUUUCAUAUUUGCUGCUAUAGUAGCUCAGUAUUUUACAGAGCUAACGUAUAAAUCUGGCUCCAUUUAAAAACUGGAGUACUUUCUAGGACAACCAGCCUAGGAGGAAACUGUGCACCACAGUCUUCUAGAUGGGUGACCGACGGCUUUAUUUAGCUGAUGCAUGCUUUAACAUUUGCCUAUAGCCCAACAUCAAGGAAGUUUGUGAGAAACUUUUCUCUUGCUAGUUACAACAUUAUGAUUCUUUUGGGGCACUGGCAUUUUGUGAAACCCUUGGGGGAGGGAGGGUGAUGCUGGGGAAGAAAUGUGAAUUGAACUGUGUGGGUGGGUGUUUCCAUGUCUUCUACCCUCUCCUAGAACCAGUACAACUUUCUUACCUGUGCCAGGCCCUGGUUCACCAGCUUUGUAUCCAGUUAUCAUCUCAUUCGAGUUUGGCUUUACUUGGUAACAGUGGCCAUAGCUAAGUUAUUUGGCAUGUUUGACUUUCAACAGUAACAGAAAUGGUUUUGGAUUUUGUUUUAUUUACUAAAAAUGUAUACAAUGUCAGAACUUCACAUUUUAUAUACUAGUAUCUGGCUAUUAGUAUUUUACAGAGGAACCAUAGUUCUUGGUGACAACAUAUAUAUAUAUUUUUGUGACUUUUUUGUAUACUAAGUGCCGUUUCAAUGUUACAAUCAUUUUUAGAGUUAUUGUAAUCAAUGUGAAUAUCAUGUUUUUUCAAAUCUGUUCUGAGCCUAUAGUGUUUGCUUUGUGAAUAUAUGUGUAUUGUAUAUAUUCUGUAUAGUUACAUUGUACUGAAAUAUUAGCUUGUUUGAUAUAAGGAAAGUAUGUAUUGAUACUUUUUUGCUAGCCUGGUUGUUUAAUCUUUUUUUUAAAAGGUUUCAACUUUUUAAAAACAAAAAAAAAACAACAAAAAAAAACCUUUAAACUGGCCUUUAUUACAUGGUCACAAAUUAAAGUUGCAGUUAGAAGGGAUGGGCCGGGAAAAAAUAGUUUUGAGUGUCUUUGGAUAGAAACAUAAGAAUAAGAUUUGUUUGGGUUUUUUUCCUCCUUCAUUAAAAUAUCUUAUUAAUGA
This is a messenger RNA of Phacochoerus africanus (Common warthog), 9376 nucleotides long. It is a transcript of the gene ZBTB44, whose product is annotated as zinc finger and BTB domain containing 44. Gene Ontology annotation, molecular function: protein binding. NCBI's taxonomy places the organism in Eukaryota, Metazoa, Chordata, Mammalia, Artiodactyla, Suidae. The transcript has 6 exons. Bases 458 to 2308 code for a protein of 616 amino acids. The record is from RefSeq and is a predicted model, not a curated record.